AUGCCUUGCAAGUCGGAACGGAAGAAAGUCCUGGAGGGCAUGGAAAUCAUGCUUGUCGGAUCCCUUUGGAAGAUGAAGAUGGCCCAUCAAGCAUCCAAGGUGAUCCAACUCAACCCAACACAACUCCUCAUCUUCAACUUCCUUCUAGCAGCCGGCCUCCAGCUGAAGAAACUUCUACCCAACAAACUUCGACUGGUCAACUUCUAUCUGGCUCUGGUCAAAUUCCAUCUCAUGAGAUCAUCGAUCACGCUGCAAAACAACAUCACCCAGCUUCACGCCGUCCCAGGAACUCGUGUGCCGUUCGGUACUACCGUACCCUCGACAACUGGGCCAAGCAGUUUCGAGCAAGUCGUCCUGCGCCAGUCGACCGGCAAGGUCGUUCUCUACCACUCCACCUCAAACAGACUGUCGGUCCACCACGCCCACCAACAGGAUAGCGAGCUCCAGCUGGCAGCAGCAUCCAGCUCGCUCUCAAGACUCGCCAAGAAGAACCAGCCCCCCCGCUACUGCCCCCUCUGUCUCCAGUCCCUCAACAUCCAGCCCAGCCCAUCCAGCAACAGCAGCAACACCCAGUCCAGCACGCCCAGCGCUCAGCCUGCAAACUCUGCAGCCCUCACGCCCUCCACCAGCACCACCAUCCGCCACUUCCCCCGCCCAGCCCUGCCCGCGCAUCAGCCGAUCACCGACUCCCAACUGUCCACCCACACCGUCACCCAGCAGUCGUACUUCGAUCUGCUCUCCCAGAGCAACAGCCCCCUCGCCAGCCGGCCCCUCUCACCCAUCGAACUCUCCCCCGCCCGCUCCCCAUCCUCCUCCGUCUCCUCCGAUCCCGACCACCUCGCUCGCCCUCGCCACCCGAUCCUCCCCGACCUGGACCCCGAACCCCUCGGUCAGGAUAAACGCGUCGACGGAUACUACGAGCGCUUCUUCAUCGAGGUCAUGAAGCUCGGACGGGGCCAGAAGGGCUCCGUCUUCCUCUGCACUCACACCCUCGACGGAAACGCCCUUGGCGAUUAUGCUAUCAAGAAGAUAGCGGUUGGCCAAUCGAGCCACGAACUCAUGCAUGUAUUGAAUGAAGUGAAAUUUCUCGAAAGCUUGCGCCACCCGAACAUCACCCAAUACCACCAUGCAUGGAUCGAAAAGGCCCAGCUAUCGCGCUUCGGCCCGCGGGUCCCGGUGCUAUACGUGCUGAUGAACUACGCAAACGGGGGGACGUUGGCGGCGCACAUCGCACUCCGGAAAGGCUCGAACGCGGCCGGGGCUGACUCGCGGUCCUCGGACGACGAAGACGUGCGGCGUCGGUCGCGCCAGAAAGCCCGCUUCCGCCAGCGGAGAACUAGCCCCAAAACGCCCAUCCUGCCCGGCUUGAUCGACUCUCUCUCCGCCUGGAAAGCCACCCAACGACUGGCGCCCCAGAACGCCGACAAGACGGGCGGGAGGGCCGUCCAUCUCUUCGGCUUCGACGAGAUCUUCAGCAUCUUUGAGGAUACCUGCCGCGGCCUCGGCUUCCUCCACUCCCAAGGCAUCCUCCACCACGACUUGAAGACCGAAAACGUCCUGCUCCAUUGGGCCUCCGAGGACGCAAUGAUUCCAACGGCCUUGAUCUCCGACUUCGGCAGCUCGAUCUCCCAGUCAGAGAACUGGAGUCGGGAGCGAACGGGUAGGACGGGGACGUUGGAUUGGGUGCCCCCGGAGUCGUUGAAGAAGGACCCAAAGACGGGCAAGUUACAUGAGGUCACCCAGAAGGGCGAUCUUUGGCAGCUCGGCCUCGUCCUGCAUUGUCUCUGCUUCUUCAGGUUGCCUUAUACGCAUUCGGAGGACAUCGACCUGUUGAAGGACGAGAUCACCCAAUAUCCAGGAUUUCUGAUCCACGAUUACCCCCCAGACCACGGGGGGACGAAGCGGAAGAUGCCCGCGCCGGGCCAGCAGCACUCGAGCCGCUCGGACCUGCCGCGGCCGCUUUUGCAGCUGCUGUCCGACCUGCUCUGUCUCGACCCGCGGCUGCGACCGAGCUGCGAGCGGGUGCUGCGGCGGCUGGAGAAGCUCCGGGAGACGCUUCCGCACGACGCACUGGGACCGCAAAAGCCGGCCGCCGCGGGCGGGGCGGCCGGUGACGACGCGCUCGGCCCGGCGACGGGCCCCGCCUCGGCGCUCGUCAAGCGGCGCCGCAUCUUCGUCGACUCCGCGGAAGGCGAGACGCCCGCCACCGCGCUUUCUGCACCCGACUUCGCGGCCCGCAAUGUGCUCUCCGUCGGCCCGGGGCCUUCCCCGUCCGUCUAUGGCCGUCCCCAGCAGGUAGGGACACACGCCCCGGCCCCGCCCGCCAGCUCGCAUCGCCAGCCGGAGGACCACCCGCCCGGAUCCCCGCGCUAUCUCCCCCUCCCGAGCCCCUCCCCUCCCCGCGCCCCUCACCUCCUCCCCCGCCCAUCCCGCUCCCAGACCCUCGUUCGACGCGGCUCCUGCUGCAGCCUCCCCGGCCUCACCUUCCUCGACCGCUGGCCCCGUCGCUGGGUCGCGGGGACGAUCGCCCUCUUCAUCUGUCUCAAAUCUGUGUUCCUGGUCCGGGUCCUGAGCACCAAGCCGCUGCCCCGUCUUGCCGCAUACUACCAUCACCAGUCCAACACACCAUCCCCUCAGGAUCGUGAUCCCCCUCUCGACCACUUGCUGGUGAUGGUGUUGGUCGUCCUGAACACGCUCGAACUCUUGCUGUGUCACCCGGCGGUCUCGGUGGGCCUCACCGCCGCAGAGGUCGUGUGGGCUCUGUAA
Puccinia triticina is the source of this 2766-nucleotide messenger RNA. RefSeq lists its product as uncharacterized. The coding region runs from base 1 to 2766 and encodes 921 amino acids. The transcript is spliced from 14 exons. The record is from RefSeq and is a predicted model, not a curated record. Gene Ontology annotation, biological process: protein phosphorylation. NCBI's taxonomy places the organism in Eukaryota, Fungi, Basidiomycota, Pucciniomycetes, Pucciniales, Pucciniaceae. Gene Ontology annotation, molecular function: ATP binding; protein kinase activity.